Messenger RNA from Clupea harengus (Atlantic herring), 1708 nucleotides. Its product is annotated as DEP domain-containing protein 7-like. Gene Ontology annotation, biological process: intracellular signal transduction. The record is from RefSeq and is a predicted model, not a curated record. NCBI's taxonomy places the organism in Eukaryota, Metazoa, Chordata, Actinopteri, Clupeiformes, Clupeidae.
GUAAACAAGCAAAUUUUUCGUUGAGGUAAAAAUAGGCAAUGACGACAAUUCAGGAAAGAGCCGCGUCCUUAAAUCUCAAGGGGAAGCUGUACAGUCCUAUGCAUCUUCCUCGAGACUCAAAAAUGGGCAACACCGAGCAAACACUGUUUCCAUGGAGCAGUAUUAUAUCCCAGCUGCAAGAACAAGUUCAAGUGGAGCGACGGUGGCAUCGUCUCCGAGCCUACAAAAAAUGCUUUGUAGGUUCUGAUGCUGUGGAUGUCAUUCAGACUCACUUCCAGAAGAAUUAUUUGGAGGGCCUUGACUUCCCUCGAUCUAAGGCAGUGCGUGUUUGCCAAGCUCUCAUGGACUGUGAGGUGAUUGAAGCAGCGUUUGACAAGGACAAAAAAAGUAACCGUUUCCAAGAUGCCAAAUGCAGCCUCUACAGAUUUGUGAGCACUGAGAAUGCUGUACUGAACAAGCUUGAAAAUACAGUAAUUUCCCCCUUUACUAAAAAGAGUUUUGAUUUUCCUGACAAAGGAGAGAUGGAAGUUCUUUCUCAUAGCACACCUAUGAGGCCAAUCACCACUCAAGGAGACCGUAUUAAAAAGGCCACAUUAAGGUCAAGCAGCCCACAAGCCACAACGAAUGCUUUGCCACACUCAUUGGUCAGUGAGGUGUGGCAGGAGCAGACAGUGCUGCGUCUAAUGCAGAUUAUAGAGCUUCCCUUCCUUGAGAACCUGCUGGAGGCCAAAGAUAAAUCCUUGCAGCGAUCUUACAGUGUGGAUGAUGACCUAGAGGCACUGCACAACAGCAGCAACCUUGACUGGGAGAUUCUAAAGUCCUUUAGGGACUCUCAGACUGAUGAGUGGCUGUCAGCAGCACUAGAUUCAAUGGAGUUCUUGCCAAACCAGCUGGUGGUGAAGGUGAGCCGUGAACUCCCUGUAACAUAUGAGUUGAACAAGAGUGUUAACACAGAGCAGUGCAAACUUCUGCUUUUUGAUACUCUUGGCAAACAUUAUGGCCAACCUGACUGCUCUCCCCUACUUGGUGACUACAUGGGAGACGUCUGCACAGUUCUCAUAGAACAUCUCGAGAAUGGGAAUCUCAAACUGGCUCUUGAGGUCAUUCAACUUGGUUUGAAGCUCCUGCCUGUGGAAAGACGGGAUCAGCUCCAAAAAUUACUUUCUUUCAUGGCUUUGGCUGCUGACCCACAAGCCAUGAAGUUGCAUAAGGAGUUGGAGAACAGAAUUAUUGUGAAAAGGACAUUUUCCAAGGCAAUCGUUAACUACAGAUGUCUGUCAAAAGAUAAGGCUGAACUCUUGGUCCUCUUCAUUAUGGACAACCGUGAUCUAGUUUUCCAGAUCCCAGGAUAUUUGCACAAGCUGGUUAGUGAAAAACUAGCUAGUAUUCAACAAGGGAAGGUUACAGACACCUUUUCAGGCCCGAACUUCUGCCUUGGUAAUCCAGAACCUGUUCAGCAAUCAACAAAUUUUGAGUUACUUCAGUUGCUCAGGACCAUUGACGAGGACCCAAAGUAUACACAAAAAGAUAGAAAGCGCAUGUUUGCCAAAUUUUAUCAAGGUCACCCAGAGAUUUUUGCUGAAUAUUUUGGGCCAAGAAUGUCUAGCAUAAUCAGCGUCCUAUAGAUGUAAGUGUCUUGUGAUGAGGGCUUUGGCAGUUGUAUGGAAAUUACUUAAUAUGAAGCAUAAUAAAAAUGUGUUUUAAUGUA